Molecule: messenger RNA, 1973 nt
Organism: Cololabis saira (Pacific saury)
Lineage: Eukaryota; Metazoa; Chordata; Actinopteri; Beloniformes; Belonidae
Gene: msmo1
Product: methylsterol monooxygenase 1
Exons: 6
Coding region: 74-949 (291 amino acids)
Biological process (GO): sterol biosynthetic process
Molecular function (GO): C-4 methylsterol oxidase activity; iron ion binding
Source: RefSeq, a predicted model, not a curated record
UCACGGCUCCAGUCGCGCUCAGGUAGACGGGAAGAGCUGCAGAAAGGGUUGAAGUCACCUUUCAAGCUCCAUCAUGGCAGUGAACGGCACGGCGAACAUACUGAGCUCUGCUUAUCUGGCAGUGGAGUACGUAGAUGCUGUGCUGCCAGAAAAUCCCCUGCAACCCUCCCUGAAGCAAGCAUGGACCUACAUGCUGGACAACUACACCAAGUUCCAGAUUGCCACCUGGGGCUCGCUAAUUGUCCAUGAGUUCAUUUACUUCUUGUUCUGCCUGCCUGGUUUCAUCUUCCAGUUCAUGCCCUUUAUGCAGAAGUACAAGAUCCAGCAGGACAAGCCAGAGACUUGGGAGAAACAGUGGAGAUGUUUCAAGAUGCUGCUGUUUAACCAUUUUUUCAUCCAGUUUCCUUUAAUCUGUGGCACAUACUAUUUCACAGAGUACUUCAGCAUCCCCUAUGACUGGGACUCCAUGCCACGCUGGUCGGCCCUCGUGGCCCAGUGUUUCGGCUGCGCUGUCAUUGAGGACACCUGGCACUACUUUCUCCAUCGCCUGCUGCAUCACAGACGGAUCUACAAAUACAUCCACAAAGUCCAUCAUGACUUCACGUCUCCAUUCGGUAUGCAAGCAGAAUAUGCUCAUCCAGCUGAGACGCUCAUCCUUGGAGCUGGUUUCUUCAUCGCCAUCAUGGUCUUCUGUAACCACGUGUUCUUCCUCUGGGCUUGGGUGGCCUUCCGUCUGAUGGAAACCGUUGACGUCCACAGCGGUUACGACAUCCCUCUGAACCCACUCCACUUGAUCCCAUUCUACGCUGGUGCCCGUUUCCAUGACUUCCACCACAUGAACUUUGUCGGGAACUACGCGUCCACCUUCACCUGGUGGGAUAAGCUGCUGAACACAGACAACCAGUACAAUAAACAUCUGCAGAAACAUGGAGACAAGAAAGAGCAGUGAAGCGCCUGCAGCUCUGCUCACCAACACACUCAUACCUGUUCUUUCAGCAGAAGGAGGACUCAAAUGGCGCUGCUUGUCUUCUCUACACAUUUAAAAGAUCAUACACAAUAGAGGUUGUCAAAAAAAUUAUCAGCACUGCUGUGUUUUGAUUCUCAAUCGGACUGCAGAUCAUCUGCUCUCUGUGCCUUAAUAAAUAAAAAUGAGAAAAAAGAAAAGAACUUCACUGUCUGUUUUGUCAACAGCAGUCGCUAAAUGAAAAAGAAAGAAAAGGUUUUGCUUUGCAUUAUCAAGUUAAAACAUGUGUACCAUUUUUACUUGCUGUGAAAUGCUGCUGUUUACCUCUGAAUGUUUCAGCACUUUAGCACUUCUCCUUGAGCUGAUAUGAAUCUAAGCAACUCUUUCGUAAGUUCCUUCAGUAGUGGAAGCAGGAACUGCAGCAGUGCAGAGGAAACUCGUCUAAACCGAGUGCUGCCUUCUCAGAUAAGUCAGAUUUGUUUGGUGCAUGUUAUAUUUUAAAUGUAAAGGUAAUUGGCCCAAAUGGCUCUUGAAGGUUGUUCAAAUAUAUAUAUUUUUAUGGUAAUAACAAUCCUGUUUAAAUUUGAUCAAAAAGACACAUAAUAUGUUUUUUUUUUCCUGUAUUUGUCACAUUAGAAUAAAUUAUGUGAACCCUUUAAACAAAAGCUUGGUCAUAUUGAAGUUUAUUUUAACUGAAUUUGAGUGAGUUGUGAUAUGUGCCUUAGAAUUUGAAAUAUACUUUCUGCUGUUAACAAACAGAAGUGCUACUGUAAAGAAUAGGAUGACUUGAGGUUGUUUUGGUACAGCGGCAUUAAGCUGCAUGUGUAUAUAUCCCUCUGCUGCACUGAGGUCACUCCCUACAUCGCCAUCCUGCACGCAAACUUGUCAAGCCAGCAUCAGCGGCCCAUGAACAGGAAGUGUGGCCGUUUUUCAUAAAGGCAUUGAAAAUGUACAAGGCAUGAGGUCAGCAAACAAAGUUUAACUGUUAAAAUCACUUAUGGACUCUAAA